Messenger RNA from Salvia splendens (bonfire salvia), 1556 nucleotides. Its product is annotated as probable protein phosphatase 2C 60. The transcript has 11 exons. Lineage: Eukaryota; Viridiplantae; Streptophyta; Magnoliopsida; Lamiales; Lamiaceae. The record is from RefSeq and is a predicted model, not a curated record. Gene Ontology annotation, molecular function: protein serine/threonine phosphatase activity; cation binding. Gene Ontology annotation, biological process: protein dephosphorylation. The coding region runs from base 144 to 1172 and encodes 342 amino acids.
CAAUAUUCCAAUUCCAACUAAUCAUAAACCGUAACAUUACUUAGCUCCAUUUUUUACGCAGCCCCAAAGCGGUAUAAAACGACACAAAUCACAAUUAUCAAUCAUAAUUACUCUCUAAGUUUCACUUUUCUCCAGAGUUUGAAAUGGGGGUAUACCUUAGCACUCCCAAAACUGGAAAAGCCUCAGAGGAUGGUGAAAAUGAGAGGCUUAGAUAUGGAUUGUCGUCUAUGCAGGGUUGGCGAGCUACUAUGGAAGAUGCUCAUGCUGCGUUCACUAAUUUGGAUGAUUCAACCUCUUUCUUUGGAGUUUAUGAUGGUCAUGGGGGAAACGAAGUUUCCAAAUUUUGUGCCAAGUUUCUCCAUCAACAGGUGUUGAAUGAUGAAGCGUAUGCUGCUGGUGAUCUCGAAAAUUCUGUUAGAAAGGCUUUUCUCAGAAUGGACGAAAUGAUGUGUGGAAGAAAAGGACAGAAGGAGUUGGAACUACUGAGGGGUAAAGUGGACAAGUCCACUAGUAAUGUAGAAAAUUUACAAAAGACUGAAGAAGAUAAUGGCAAGGAUUUCUUGUCCUUGGAUGAAGGAACUCCCUCAGAUUACAGUGGCCCAAGUUCUGGAAGCACAGCAUGUAUUGCAAUUAUCCAAAAUAAUCAACUGCUUGUUGCAAAUGCUGGUGACUCCAGAUGUGUCAUGUCUCGCAAGGGAAAGGCAUUCGAGUUAUCCAAAGAUCACAAGCCAGAUCAUGCUAUUGAGAAAAAAAGGAUAUUAGAUGCUGGUGGGUAUGUACAAUAUGGGCGGGUCAAUGGGAGCUUGAACCUGUCAAGAGCAAUUGGUGAUAUGGAGUUGAAGCAAAAUAGAUCAUUGCCUGCUGAAAAGCAAAUUGUCACAGCAAACCCUGAUAUAAUUAAGGUUGAGCUUUCUGAAGAUGAUGAAUUUCUUAUAGUAGCAUGUGAUGGGAUAUGGGAUUGCAUGUCAAGUGAACAAGCAGUUGAUUACGUGAAACAACAGUUGAACUCUGAAAAGAAGCUCUCUGUGGUGUGCGAGAGAGUAUUUGAUAGGUGUUUGGCACCAUCGUCUGGGCUGGAAGGCUGUGAUAACAUGACGAUGAUCGUGGUGCAAUUCAAGAAAGCUUUAUUCUCAAAACCAUCUUCAUCAGAACAGGUUGUGCCCUCACAGUAAAACAUGUGGAAGAAUUUGUCGGGCUCACAAGUCUCACUCCUCUGGGUGAAACAAGCUGAAAUUUCGAUCACUAGUGAUCAGAUUCGGCAAAUUUUUACUCAACGCCUUCUGUAAAUACCAGUGUUUUAGCCAUGUAGCUUCUGCUAGGAACUCGGCACCAAGGUAAAAGGUUUUCUGACGAGUUGAUUCAGUAGGAAAUGAUGGCAUAUAUUGCUGGAAUAAGGAUUGAUUUUCUACGUUGAAAGAAUAAUGCACUAGUUCGUUACUGUGGUUUGGGCUGAUUUCAUUGGAAUUUAUGCAUCGCUUUGUAUUCGGUGUUUAUGGAAUGCACAUUUGGAUUAAUUGCACGAGUAAAACAAAUAAUCAAAUUGGUGAGUUAUCACA